AUGGCAACGGAAUGCGAAGUUUGUUUCUCAACGACAGGAUGCAAAUAUAUGGAAGUAUUCACCGAUGCAAAUAGACAUAUUGUAGGAAUUAUAGCGAAACAUCUAUGGUUUGAGGUAGAGCAAUCGGCAAACAACAACAGCUGGGUGUGUAUUAAAUGCUGGGAUGCUUUGCAAGAAUUUCACAAAUAUUACUGUGAGGUUGAAACCACCCGACAACAAUACAACCGGGCGCUGAAAGAUAAGGACGAUGAGGAUGUAGCCUCCGGUAGCAUGGAACCGAAGUACAACACCGAAUUCUUCGAGGUGAAGGUAGAACCACUGGAACUGUGCGAUAGCAACGACCAAGAUGAUGAAAAACCAUUGCAAUGUGCUUUUGUAAAAUGUGAAGAAUUGAUCGAAAUCGAUCCUACCGCUCUGACGUCGGACGAGGAAGCUAUCCAGGGCAACAAGUCAGACUCGUCAUCUGCUGAUGAUAUUAAACUGAGGAAAAAAGCGAAAAAGCUCCCUAUCGACGAAGAGGCAAAGCAAAACAAAUCUAUCGCUCAGAAGGAGGAGGAUGAAAGUUUGAUAAGCUUCUACAAACGGAUAGUCUGUGAAGAGUGUGAUAUUAAGCGAAUGAUCGUUGGUGAGCCACAAAUCGAUUUCGGUACAUGGCGCGCUCUAUUGCGACACACCAAGGAGAUCCAUAGGCACGACAAAGUGUACGUGAAAUGUCCGAUGUGUGAUUUGAAGUUGCGAACGAAACAAACUCUCAUACAGCACAAGGAUUGUCACGAAAAUCCGGAAAAGUACCGCUGUGUACUGUGUAAUGAGAUACACCAGAACAUGAAGGAGCAUUUGCAGAAUAAACACCAGGAAAGGCAGUUCUGUUGCGAUAUGUGUGGUAAAAAGUUUCCGUUCAAGAAGCGGCUAACAGUGCACAUGAAGAAGAUGCACGUCGAGAAGGACAUCAUUUGCGACCAGUGUCAAAAACCUUUCACUAAAUACACAAUCGAAGAUCAUAAACGAUCUGUCCAUUCGGCGCGAUUUGUUUGCGAACACUGUCCGAAGACGUUCAACAGUCGUUUCCGUUUGCUGCAGCACAUGGAGGAGCACGAUGAAAGCCUUCGGAACUCCACCUCCGUGCCGUGCACAAUAUGUGGGCAGGUGAUGCGGGACAAGUACAUUCUAACCAGGCACAUCAAGCUGAUGCACACCGUACAACCGUCGGUGAGCUGUACUACAUGCGGGAAAACGUUCAAGUGCAAACGCAAUCUUUCGGUGCACAUGACAAACGUGUGCAUGGAACCGACCCGCCUGUUUCCUUGCACCAUCUGCGGCAAGGAGUUCCGGCGAAAGAAUAAACUAAAAGAACACAUGUCCACACACACUGGCAAACCGGUUUACAAGUGUUCGUUCUGUCCAGAGACUUUUCGCCAGGAUACGCACCUGUACUACCAUCGGAAGAAUGUACACUAUGAGCAGUGGCUGGAGAUGCAGCAGCAGCGCAAAGAAGGUGUACGGUUUAAAUUGACUGAGCUAACGUAA
Molecule: messenger RNA, 1527 nt
Organism: Anopheles marshallii
Lineage: Eukaryota; Metazoa; Arthropoda; Insecta; Diptera; Culicidae
Product: gastrula zinc finger protein XlCGF57.1-like
Exons: 3
Coding region: 1-1527 (508 amino acids)
Biological process (GO): regulation of transcription by RNA polymerase II
Cellular component (GO): nucleus; chromosome
Molecular function (GO): chromatin insulator sequence binding; zinc ion binding
Source: RefSeq, a predicted model, not a curated record